Molecule: messenger RNA, 4849 nt
Organism: Nematostella vectensis (starlet sea anemone)
Lineage: Eukaryota; Metazoa; Cnidaria; Anthozoa; Actiniaria; Edwardsiidae
Product: circadian locomoter output cycles protein kaput
Exons: 16
Coding region: 474-4211 (1245 amino acids)
Biological process (GO): regulation of transcription by RNA polymerase II
Cellular component (GO): cytoplasm; aryl hydrocarbon receptor complex; nucleus
Molecular function (GO): DNA-binding transcription factor activity, RNA polymerase II-specific; protein dimerization activity; RNA polymerase II cis-regulatory region sequence-specific DNA binding
Source: RefSeq, a predicted model, not a curated record
UAGGGCCUGGGGCCGAGUGCUAGCCAAAGCUUGAGUUUAGCACGGCAAGUCGAGUACUCUGGCCGGAAUUUCCUCCAAAUAACGACGAUUUUUGCCCAUGAUUACUCUCCAUCUUUGAAAGACUAAAAGCCCAAUAUCCUGUUAAUACUGUCGUAGAAUUUGGGUUGUUUAUUUUCAAGGAUUGUUUCUCUGUGGGUUUUUUUUAUGGAACACUGCUGCUUACUUCAAAUUCCAUGGGCUAUCUCCAUGAAAGAACAGUUUGGAUCACCCGCAUCUCGGUAAUAUGUCAAAACCUGCCAUUUGAUGCUAUCGUUGGAGGAAUCUGUCCACCAUGCAUUUUAGUAAUCUAAGUCGUGGAGAGAAGCGAGAAGCGAAAUGUUGAGUUGUUUAUUACCCGCCAAGUUUGUGUCAUGGCAGAGCGAUGUUCUAAUUUCUUCUGUACUGACAUUGCAUUUUAUAUAUAUACUUAACAAAUGGAGACCUGUGUAAACCAAAGGUCAAUAAGAGGGCACCCAGAUGUUGACAGCUUUAACCAGGAAGAGAAAGACGUCAAAGAAGAGCCAGUGAAAGUAACCAGGCGAAGAACCACUAGAAAUGAGAGUGAAAAGCGGAGGAGAGAUAAGCUCAAUGUCUACAUCACAGAGCUGGCAGCAAUGGUGCCCAUGUGUGCUUCUUCCCGCAAGAAGCUCGACAAGACCACCGUCCUACAGAUGGCUGUCAACUACAUGAAAAUUCAUAAUGACUUGACAACAUCUGUACUUGCUAAGGAGCCGGCUGUUCAGUCGUCCUUCCUGUCUGGUGAUGAAGUUGGUGAAAUUUUGGAUGAGUGUAUGAAUGGAUUUCUGUUUGCAUUGUCAAGCAAUGGUGCUGUCACUUUCAUUUCCAGGAAUGUUUUUCAACUAUUUGGCCAUAAACAGGAAGAAGUCAUUGGAAAGAAUUUCUUGGACUUAAUUCAUCCUGAUGACAGAAACUUAGUUUUCAAUAAACUUUCAGAAGACCCGGAGCCUGUGAUAGUUCACAUAGAUGCCAGUGAUUUCCAACCUUCAAAGAGACUUCCUAAAAAACACACAUUUGACAUUCAAAUGAGUUUUGGCAAGGAUGGUUAUUGCCCAAUUCAUGUUUGUGGAUAUAGCAAUUGUUGGGAGAGCAGUGAGUCUCCUAACGCCAAGAAUAAUUUGAAGGUAGUAAGCAGUAAAAAGUCAAGUGAGGUCCCUGGAAUUACCAACUUUCUGGUUGCUGUUGGUCUGCUUUCAAGCCCUGACUACCAUAGACUUAGUGACCUUAAUGAAAGCUGUAAUGUGGAAUUCAAUGCACGGCACACUAUGGAUGGAAAGUUCCUUUAUGUAGACCCGCAGUCCAUUCGUCUAACUGGUUUCUGGCCGAGUGAGCUGCUUGGAACAUCUCUAUAUACCUAUGUUCACAUGGAAGACUUACAGAUGCUUGGUGCACUCCAUGAGUCCAUGUUGGAGUAUGGCGAGUCCAAGUCUGGUCCGUACCGCAUGCGCUGUAAGGAUAACCAGUGGAUUUGGUUGAAGAGUCGCAGCUACGUCUCGUACAAUCACUGGAACUCCAAGCCCGAGUUCUUCUGUAGCACGAAUCAAGUCGUCAGUUCUGAAGAAGGCAUUGAAGGCCUAAAAAACAGACAAGUCCCUCCUAGGCCCUUUGAACAGCCCACCGAUCUCGGCGUUCCUCCGGCACAAGCAGGCUCCGCCACGUUCAAGGAUCCACAAGAGUCGAACCUUAUGUUGAUGACCGCUUGGGCGAACGAUAAUAGCCACAACCUAUCGGUGCCUCUAACGCUAGAGGUCACGCCCUACGUCGACACGGACAAAUCACAGGUUCAAGAAAGGUCGGAGUUGUCUGAAAGUCAACAGUCUGUGUCGAUAACAAAUGAAGACUCCGCCUCUACCAAGACAAGUUCCGUGACCGAAGAUGAGGACAACGAAUCGACCUCCUCACUGGAUUUGACAAUGUCUUUUGAAGAACUCGAGAGCUUUAUCGAAGCUCAGCGCCAGUUGCACGAGCAACUCUAUAAAAAGCACGCAUUCUUAGAGACAGCUAUUGUCAAACAACGCCAACAGCUUCAGGACAUUCAGCAGCAGAUGCUGUUGAACUUACAGGCACAACUCACUCUCGAUCCCGCCAAAAAUAAAGAACUCUUCGAAACUCAGCUCAAAAAGACACGGGAACUCACCGAAAAAUACGAAAAACAAGUCUCCACUCAGAAGCAGUUUGUACGAAAACUUGCGGACCGCAAGAAAAUCAUGGAGAAGCGCAACCAGAGGCAUUUGAAGCACUUCUUUCAGAAGAGGCAAAAGUUAUCCGAUACAACCCCUACGUCGAGCGCAUGCGCAGUGUCAUGCUCGCCAAGUGCAGUGUCUACGGCACCCCAAGAGCAGUGGGCGUCUGUUUCUACUGUUUCCGGCGAUGAAGACAGACGGCAGCCUGUUGCUGAAAUGUCUUCACCUGGAGUCCUCAAAACUGCGAACAAUAGAGGAGUGUCGCAAGCUCAGAAAAGUAGUGUGUCCGACGUGGAACAACAGAUCCAGCGGUACCAAACUACUCAACCCUUGCAGCAAGGCUACACGGAACAAUGGCAUCAAGACAACAGAGAACGGUAUGAUCGCAGAGAGAAGGCUGCACAAAGGCAACAACAACAACACUUGCAGCAACAUAGGCAGCAACAGCAACAACGGCUGGAUCGACACCAACAACAGCAAGGACAACAACAACAACAACAGCAGCAGCGGCUACAACAACGACGGCAACUGCGAGAGCGACAACAGCGCCAUCUACAGCAACAACAACAACGACAACAGCAGUUUCAAAGACAGCAGCAGCAACAACAGAUGCAACAACGUCAACAGUUACAACAACUUCAACAGCAGCAACAACCACAGCAGCAGCACCAUCAACAACAACAACAACAACAACAACAACAACAGCUGUUUAUGCAAGGCAUCCAGCUAUCUUCAACAGACACAAGCCAAGUUAAUAUGAUGUCACCGCUCUCGUCUCCAACGCAACAGGUCAAUCCCAUACCUCUGAACAGCCCGAUACUUCCCGCACCACAACAAAACAACACUCUGCAGAACAUCCAAAACCUGUUGACCAUCUCGUCACAGAACCCUGAAGCCAUGCAGAUGCUCCUAUCGGGCCUUGGCUCUCAACCGCAAGUUGCCCAAACUCUACUUAACCUACUGAGACAGGCCCAGAGCCCAGGGGCGUCACUUGCGCCAAGCAUGCAACAGGCAACAAGCCAGUUCAGUGCGGCGAUCAAUAGUAACUUGAACUACGGGGGAAAUCCCGCCCCUCAGGGCUUUUCCCUGGGUGAGGUUGGUCAACAGAUAACGCAACACACGCUAAGGGAAAACCCCGUCUUUAAUAGACAGGUCGGGGAAAACUCUUUGAAUAAUCCAAUGCAAAUCGCUGAAAUUCCAGGUAGUCAAAACCAAAGGGUCUCUUGGAGUGCAACAAACAUUUCUAACGGCUUUGGGCCUAGACAUUUAACUCCAAUGGGUUCACUAAACCAGGCGUCAUGCUCGACGCCACAUCAGUUUCAGCCACCCGAAGGGCCCGUCAGCAAUUCGGGGAAACACAAAGAUAAAAAGGACUAUUUUUCUAAUUUUUCAUCGCAAGAGCUAGAGGCAAUGUUUCUGACACCCGAGCAGCCUUUGGCCAGCACGUCCCAGUCUCAUUCAGGAGCAAGCGGGAACUCUAAGGAGAACAAGCUGCAGGAGGAGCAGUACAUGCACAGCCCGCUACUCAUUCAGCAGCAGCAUCUCCUGCAGAUGCACGAGGACCAGCGAAAGCAAGUGCUGUUGCUACAGCAACAAGAGCAACUUUUCAUGCUUCACGACAAAGCACAGGAAGGCGAGUCACGUGACCCGUCAUGUGACAUGGCGCGCCCGCAAUUAGGAAGUCGACAGUCCAGCGGUGCUCCCGCUCUUACUUUACGUUCUGCUCUCACCGACCAACCGAGCACGUCAGCUUCUGCGUCGAGCGUUGAGGGCCCUUCUUCGCGUACAAGUCAGCAGCAGCAGCCCCCGUGGUCAGCCCUCAACUACGAACUGAAUGACGCCGACGAGCAGGUACUCAACAUGCUUCUGGCCGAGUCCACCAUGGACCCAAUGUUCGAGGCGUCUCUGUGGCCCGAGGACGAUCAGCUUUCCAGUUAUCUUGACCUCAAUCCGGAUCUCAAUCCAGAUUGACUAAACCUUGUUGUAAUGGUACUUUUAACAAUCAACCAGGCCUGCGCCCCAUCCAGAAUGGCGCCGUCCAUAGAUCGUGCACCUCGGGCUAGAUACCGUCGAUUUACAUAUCUCGUCGAUUUACGUAUCUCUUCGUUCUCAGUUUGUAAGCUAUUGCUGUUUUUUUUUUUGUUAAUAAGUAGUGCUCUCUUUAAUAAUGAGAAUUUUUUUAGAGAAUGAAACCCCAGGAGUUCAUAAGUCACAUUUGCUCGACCAUCCCUUAUGCUGGUUGAGAUUUUCUUCGGCCCGCCGGAAGUAAACUAGUGCGAAUUCCGCUUUAAGCUCCCUUGUAUCCACCAAAGCUUUACACCAUCACUUUGUCUGAGUUUGCUGACGAUAAGAUGUAAACACAAGUGGCGCUUACUUAUUUUGACAAGAAACAUUUUAUAUGGCAUAACUAGACAAGCACGCAUAUUUCCGGUCAGUGAAGCCACUUCCGGUUCACCUGUCUAUUCUUAGGCGAAGCACUUAAGCGUGUGAUCAUGAUACAGCCCAUAAUAUUUCUAUGCUUUGCAAAUGACCAAGCUUGUGAGUGAUUUUCGUAAAACGAAUCAAAGAGAAACUGUACAUAACAAACAAUAAAGCCUAUUGAUCAGUCA